This is a messenger RNA of Laccaria bicolor S238N-H82, 1234 nucleotides long. Its product is annotated as GTP binding protein. The record is from RefSeq and is a predicted model, not a curated record. Gene Ontology annotation, molecular function: molecular adaptor activity; GTP binding; GTPase activity. Gene Ontology annotation, biological process: cytoskeleton-dependent cytokinesis. Gene Ontology annotation, cellular component: microtubule cytoskeleton; septin complex; septin ring. NCBI's taxonomy places the organism in Eukaryota, Fungi, Basidiomycota, Agaricomycetes, Agaricales, Hydnangiaceae. Bases 1 to 1089 code for a protein of 362 amino acids. The transcript is spliced from 11 exons.
AUGCCUAUCACUGGAAGGAGGAGGAACAAGGUCAAGGGUGUUCAAUUCACAAUUAUGGUCGUCGGCGCUUCUGGCACCGGCCGCACGACUUUUGUAAACACCCUCUGUGAAGCUGACGUCCUUUCUCACAAGAUCUGUGACAGCCCAGAGUCUGCGCAUCUUGAAGAGGGAAUCAGAAUCAAACCUGCCAACGUUGAGCUCGAAGAGGACGGCAUUCGUAUUGCCCUUACUAUAGUCGAUACCCCUGGAUUUGGAGACAACAUUGACAACGAGCAUGCUUUCCAGGAGAUCAUGACUUAUCUUGAACGUCAAUACGACGAUAUUUUGGCAGAGCAGUCCCGUAUCAAGCGUAACCCUCGCUUCAGGGAUAAUAGAGUACAUGCUCUAUUAUAUUUUAUCCCUCCGACAGGCCACGCUUUGAGGGAAAUGGACAUCGAGUUGAUGCGACGGCUCUCGCCUCGUGUUAACGUUAUUCCCGUCAUCGGCAAGGCUGAUUCCUUGACACCGAAGGAAUUGAAGGCAUUUAAGAAGAGGAUAAUGGAGGACAUCGACCAUUACGAGAUCCCCAUCUACAAUUUCCCUUAUGACGUUGAGGAGGACGACGAGGAAACUAUCCAGGACAACAUGGAGUUGAGGGCCUUGUUACCUUUUUCCAUUGUAGGCUCGGAGGAAGAGAUAGAAAUCGACGGAGAGCCCGUUCGUGCUAGAAUAUACCCAUGGGGCAUCGUCGAAGUUGACAACCCACACCACUCUGAUUUCGUCAGACUCCGUGGCGCUAUUCUUGGGUCUCAUUUGGGUGACUUGAAAACUUUGACCGAGGAUGUCUUAUAUGAAACUUAUCGUACCGAAAAACUGUCGAGGAGUGUUCAUUCGGAUAUGCGUGAAUCACAAAUACUUCCCGAGGAAUUAGCCUCUCAAAGCGUUCGUCUCAAGGAGGAACAAUUACGCCGCGAGGAGGAGAAGCUGCGUGAGAUCGAGUUGAAAAUGCAGAGAGAAAUCAACGAGAAGAGGCAACAACUCAUGGCGAAAGAAGCAGCUCUCAGGCAGAUGGAAACUCGGAUUGGUAUCCCCGGAGAUUCCAGCUUCUAAACUCCUCCCUUUGGACUUUUUACGAUCUAUAUUCUUGAAGGAUGGCUUUCUUGGGACGGAUAGAGCUACGAUAUUUGAAUAUAUACAUACGUAUACCCUUGCACAGUAUGUAAAGAUUCGGCGAGUCGGAAGCAUUUCCUGGUUU